AUGCGGGGCACUGAGCUGCUGCUCUGGUACUUUCUAGUGAAAGUGAUGGUGUGCAACGCAGAGGGAGAGCCGGGUCAGACCGCCGACCACUUCAUGCUGGUGACCGGCUUUAACGACUCGGAGGAAGGGGAGAGCGGGGUCACGGAGAGCCCGCAUGUGGAGGACAAGUGCCGCGGCUACUACGACGUGAUGGGCCAGUGGGAUCCGCCGUUCGUGUGCCGGACGGGCAGCUACCUGUACUGCUGCGGCACCUGUGGCUUCAGGUUUUGCUGCGCGUUUAAGAGCUCGCGACUGGACCAGACCACCUGUAAGAACUACGACACGCCGCCGUGGAUGAUGACGGGAAGACCGCCGCCGAAAGUGGACGUUACGCUGGAAGCCGCGAAGGAUAAAACGAACCUCAUUGUGUACGUGAUAUGCGGGGUCGUGGCCAUAAUGGCACUGAUAGGAAUUUUCACCAAGCUCGGGUUGGAGAAGACGCACCGUCCGCACCGAGAAAACAUGUCACGAGCUCUUGCACACGUUAUCCGCCAUCCCGCCUCAGAACAUGCGGACGACAUUGGACUUGGCCAGCACUAUGAGAACAUACAGACCAGACUCACAGUGAACAGCCUCCACAGCAACCAGAUGAACAACGUGGCUCAAGCUUCAACUUUGAUAACACAGCUUUACCCUGCUGUGGGACAGAUAACCAGCCCCUAUGACCAGCAGAAGCCUGUCAAGGAUCUCAACAAGUACGCCACGCUGAAGGCUGUGGCAGAGAAAGCUAAUGACAGCUUCUACAGCAACCGGCAGCAAGUGAUGGAGAUGACAACCAAGGGAAGUCUUCCCAUGGAAGCUAUGGAUAUGGAGCCGGAGCCGAGUAACCCGUACAGCCCACCCAGACAGGCGUCUGCAAAGCAGAAUUCACACAAGUACAAAAGCCCCAAGAGCCACAGCUCCCAGUCGCCGCCCUACGGCUCCAACACUGCUGCCAGCCCGGGGAUGCUGAGAUCCUGGGAGAGCAGGAACAUGCUGGGACUCCGACAGAGCUACGGCCCAAAGAAACUCUGCUUCAUCGAGAAGGAGCUGCACACCACUCGCUACAUGCCUCCACAGCCGUACUUUAUCACCAACAGCAAGACAGAAGUGACAGUAUGA
Messenger RNA from Cyclopterus lumpus (lumpfish), 1140 nucleotides. It is a transcript of the gene shisa9b, whose product is annotated as shisa family member 9b. Gene Ontology annotation, cellular component: postsynaptic membrane; AMPA glutamate receptor complex; postsynaptic density. The record is from RefSeq and is a predicted model, not a curated record. The transcript is spliced from 4 exons. Lineage: Eukaryota; Metazoa; Chordata; Actinopteri; Perciformes; Cyclopteridae. The coding region runs from base 1 to 1140 and encodes 379 amino acids. Gene Ontology annotation, biological process: regulation of short-term neuronal synaptic plasticity; regulation of AMPA receptor activity.